Podarcis lilfordi (Lilford's wall lizard) is the source of this 28841-nucleotide messenger RNA. NCBI's taxonomy places the organism in Eukaryota, Metazoa, Chordata, Lepidosauria, Squamata, Lacertidae. The record is from the annotation of a GenBank genome assembly.
GCCAAAGGGCAGCCCCAGGCGGAGGCGGCGGAGCGCAGACGGCUCAGGUGUCUCUGCGGGAGCCAGAGCGCUUUCUCCCACCGACGCCGCUGCCGCCGCCGCGCACCGAGCUCGAGCCAUGCUGCCCGCCGCCGUCCGCAGAUGGCUGCAUAGACCCAAGGUGAGGAGGGGGGCUCCGAGAAGGGGCUCUUCCCAGCCCGGGACGGGCUCCCCGACGGGCUCGCGCUCGGUUUCUUUCUCGCUGUCUCUGGGCUAGGCCCGGUGAGGGCUGCUUUUUCUCUUCUCGGCAUGUUUCGGGGGGGGGGGGCUUCUCGCGCCUCGUUCUUCGCUCCCCGCGUCCCGUCCGCGACCCACCUCGCUUUUCGCUCUAAGGCUCUGAAGGGAAUCCGGACUUGAAUUCGGACUUCUCGGGAGUUGCUUCUCUUUCGCGGCAGCGAUCCUGAUCACGCGGAGGCUGCCAAAUCAGGGUCGAGGAUUACAGCUGAGUUAGCCUCCAACUUCUUAAAACGCCCCUCUCCCAGCUGUCUUCACAAUCCGGGUGGUAAAAGAAUGAGCCGCCGCCCCCCCCUCCAAUGCCCGCUUGGGGGUGAAAGGAGAGUUUCAAUGCGUGGUAGUGAUUUGCUGAGUAUAGGAGCCUUUGAUGUUGUAGCUCUUCGGGAAUGACAUAAGUGUACACAGGUGUGUCUUUGUGUACGCCUUUGUAUUUGUUUCUUCAUUCGUCUACCGCCACUUUGUCCUCUCGCCUGCUGGUAAACCUGGAGCCUUAAGACCUUAGAGGUGUGGAGACCUUGCUCCCUUCAGUGGCUGUUGUCUCUGGCAGUCAAGAGCUCUGUGGUGCGGGGUGGCUUCUUUCUCAACUUUCCUAGAAUCCCAGUCUUGCAAGAGGGGAUCUCUGAUAUCUAGUCCAACCCCUUCCCAAGCAGGAAAUCCAGUUCAAUAGCACCCUUCAUUCAGCCUCUGCUUUAAACACCUCAUUAGGAAAGCCCACCACCUUUUAAAGCAGCCUGUUCUGCUAGAGUACUGCUCAUACCAUCAAGCACUUCUUCCUAAUGUUUAGUUGAGAAAUCCCCUUCCUUGUAACUUGAACCCAUUGCUUUGGGUCCUCCCCGAACCAAGCAACAAAUCAAAUUUGCUUCACCUGUGUGUCAGCUCUUCAAAUAAUUCACCUCCUUCUGUACAGUAGAUGGCAUGCUGUUUCUAAGCUCCAGGGUAAGCAUGUGGGUUUGUGAUGCUCUACUUUUUUCCUGUCUGUCACCUUCUGCCAGUAGUGGCACUAGAAGAUCCCCCACAGCAAAAAGCAUCUCUGUACUGGUUAGGUUUGCUCUAAGAAUUUCUUCUAGAGUUUUCACCCAGGUCCGUGACUACCAUAAUGGAGCCAUACAUUUCAUAUGGGUAAAGGAAAGGGUGUAUGUGACAUAUCAAGGUAUGUAUUGUUGAAAACACUCAUCUCCUGCCUUUCUAACACAUUAAAAAGCUGCUCAAAACAGCCAGGAACAGGAGAGAUUAAAGCCAAAACAGACCAAUAAGUGCAGUGAAAAACCAGCUGUGUGGUAACUGAUAGCAGGUUUUAGGAGUCAGCCAAACCCUAUGCUAAAAUGAAAGUAUUUUAGUCUCACUUUAUUUUAGUCCAUGGGGGAGGGGGCUUUUAGGCCAGACCUUGUGGCCAAAAACAGCUGCCCCAUACCACUUGUUUAGGAGAGGGAGAUCUGGGCCAGUUGUGGAUGGAACUGAAAGCCUGAAGUUUGUGUGUAAAUAGGUGUUGUGCCAUCACUUCUUUGCAAGGGUGAAACUGAAGUUUGUGGGUGGAUGCAACUGGCUCUACAGGGAUCGGUGUCAUCUAUUGGCUGGCAGGGGGUUGACUUCCUGCUGACUUGUUUAUGACUCAUAUUUCACUCAGCCAAGCAUAUACCAAGGUGUAAUUAGUAAACAGAACCGGGGUUGCUAGCUCUACUCUAGCGAAUAAACCUAGGUUUAUGUUGUGUGCUAGAUAGCUCAGCUGAAAUUGCUGGUUGACACUAAACUUACUGUUCUGGAUGAGCUUUAAUUUUCUAAAUCACCUUGUAUUCUAGGAAGGAAAAAGUCACUGUUUCUCCAUCAAGGUUUUAGGGGCAGAGCUAAAAAACCCACUUUAUGAUUGAGGGAGUUAUUAUUUUAUAUAAGCAAAACAAUAAUUGGCAAUAGGAGCAAAGGGGUACGGAUUACAACCUACAAUUUGCUGAUAAAAGUAAAAAUGUGUUGUGGAAUUCUCUGCCUCAGAACUUGUUUGAGGCCUAAAGCAGAGCAGCAUUCAAAUGGAUUUUGACAGUUAUGUGUGAGACUAGAUUACUUGGACCUGGAAUAAUAAAAUGCUAGCAGAUUUGGGGAAUAGGUGUGAAGGCUACUUUGGGAAUUAAUCCACCCUCUAAUGUGGGGGUCAAGUGACUGGCAUGUUUCAGGGAGAAAGGAAGAGACUAUUUUAUAUACUUCAUGGGUUUAUUUUUUUAAUUUUUUGACACUUAAAGUCAGAGAUUGCAUACUAAACUAGGUAGGUGAAAGGACUAUCUGAUCCAUUCGUCAUACUCUAUGAACAGUACAGUGUGUUGUAAAUCGCUUUGAGGUUUUAUUACAGUCAAGUGGGAUAUAAAUAUUGUGAAAUAAACAAAUGUUGCAACAAUGGUGACGUACAAAGAAUAUAGUGCAUAUGGGUUCAAAUCUAAGCAUUGAGAAGAGAAAACCUGUAGGUCUUGCUUUUAGUAGAAGGUGCUUAGUUUCCUCUUAUGCUACUACAGUGGUACCUCGGGUUACAUACGCUUCAGGUUACAGACUCAGCUAACCCAGAAAUAUUACCUUGGGUUAAUAACUUUGCUUCAGGAUGAGAACAGAAAUCGUCCUCCAGCGGCAUGGCAGCAGCAGGAGGCCCCAUUAGCUAAAGUGGUGCUUCAGGUUAAGAACAGUUUCAGGUUAAGAAUGGACCUCCAGAACGAAUUAAGUUCUUAACCCGAGAUACCAUUGUAAUAUGAAGCUGAUUUUAAGGCCAUGCUGUUCAAUUGCUGGGGCUGAGAUUGAAGGACAUAUUUAUUUUUAAAAAGCCAUUUUGCCCUUACUAUAUUCCUGUGUACACCCUUACCUGGGAGUAAGUCCCAUUGAAUUCAGUGAGACUUACACCUGAGUAGAUAUGCAUAGAAUUAUGCUGUGAAUGUUCCUCAACUUGGGGAAAAAACCACACACAUUUCACAUAGAAAACUAGCCAUCACACUGAAUUCUUAGUUUUCUAUAUGCAGGGAUUUUUAUUUUUGGUGAGGAACAUUCAGUCAUGAUGUGUUCCAGUCCAGAUGCAUGUUAACACAUUGGUAAGAACUAAGCCAUAGUUAAAACAAACAAACAAACAAACAAACAAACUUUUGUGAUCCAACUGCUCAUGUAUGAAAAAACUGAUUGUUUGGAAAAAAAUUUUGAAAGAGAACAUUCCUGUGGCUGGCAAGACUCAUACAUCCAGUAGCUAUGAACUCUUGAAAAUCCAGUUCUUGUUUUUUUAUUGUUGGUUGUUUAUCCAGAAGGAACCAAAAAUAGCAGUUAGCUGCUUACCAGUGACAAUAGUUGCUCAUGAAUCCUAUUAUUGCUUUUCUGUUCCUUUUCAGAUAUUUCAUAAUCACAUUAGGUAACUUUUUAUUAUUGGCCAACUUUUUUUUCCUAAACAGCAAUGAAUCACCCCCUCUUGCUUGCCCUUAUCCACAUUCUCAAGAGUGAAUGAAAAAUGUAUCAUAAAGAAUUGAUGAAAAGGCAAAUCGGUAUAAAGACUUUGUGUGUGUGGUCAUUUGUUGACUUCACUGUAGCAUUACAGAGAAGCUUCAGUUCACCUGCUUGUCAGCUGUGGGAGAGCCAAGAGAACUCUGAUUCUCUCGUGGUGGGGUCAUAUUUAUUUGUUCAACUCUGCGGACAGUGAAUGUGAAGGCCACAGGCCAGUUUAUUCAACAUCUGUUACGUACGUCUAUCCUUGACCAAUCUGUCUUAAUAGAAUUUAGGGAAUAGCGUAUUGCUGGCAUUUUGAAAAGGAGCGUGUUUCCUUGCAUUAAUUUGUCACAUUGCAAAACGGGGUGUGUGAGGGGGAAUAACAAGUGGGGAAUAAUUGUCACUUGUGAGUGACAGUUGAACUCCCCUGGUUCAAAAGAUAAAGCUUGCAUCUUGUUGAUCCUUGCGCAGCUCUGUAGUUCAGGGAUAGGCAACAUUUUUUGUCCUGAACAGCCACAUAGAGUUGCUGGGGGACGGGAGCUAUGGGCUACCUACCUACCUGUGCUUUAAGAGAGCAGUUCUAAUAGCCUACCUGGAUAUGCCAUGAUAGCUAGCCAAGUACACAACUGCAGAACUGUUGUUGAAAACUAACUCUGCGUUUAAGCAUCCCUGGAGAGAGAGCCCAGGUGGCUCACCAUGGCCCAUUGCGUGCUAAUGCAAAAUGUACUUUUAGUAUAGGAGCCCCAGAAGGAGCAGAUGACUCAAACAUGCUAUCAACAAUGUAAAUAAAUAUCACAACUUUAUUUUAGGGUGGCCUAAAAAGCAGCGUCUCCUUUUGUAGCCACUUGGAUUUGGUUGUUGAUAGCAGAUAGCUUAGUCCAUAGAACACGAAAUUCUUAAUCUUAGGGUCCCUUCCAACUCUACAAUUCUAUGUGUUGGAUUUCUUGCCCUUAUAUUGUAGAAGCCCAGUCAGUUACAUACUCAGAAUAUUCAUUAUUUGCUAAGGUUUCCUUGCAUUAACUUGCCACAUUGCUGCAAAUCUGUAACGCUAUACUCACUCACCUGGGAGCAAGUCCUGUUGAACAUAAUGAGACUUCUGAAUCUGCAUACAAUUAGUCUGUAAUUACUGUAUUUUUCGCUCCAUAACACGCACCUGACCAUAACACACACGUAGUUUUUAGAGGAGGAAAACAAGAAAAAAAAUAUUCUAAACGAAACAGUGGAUGUAUGAUUUUUGUGGUUGAUGCUGUGGCCACAGACAUGUGAUCUGACGGUGAGUUUGGGGUAGCCCAAUGCAAAAAUCCUGAGGAUCCAUGUGGAUCCGUGCUUUGUAACCAAGUUUUUGCGCCAUUGCGGCCCCAUGAAACAGUGUGUGUGUGUGGUUUUUUUGGUGCAGGCGUAGCCAUGGACAUGCUAUGUGAUCUGAUGGUGAAUUUGGGGUGACCCAGUGCAAAAAUCCUGAGGAUCCAUGUGGAUCCGUGCUUUCUAACCACAUUUUAAGUGGGGAGGGAAGGAAAAGCACUCGAGGGACAAGGAGCACGUGUGGGGGGUGUGGAGAAGGAUGCUGCUAAUAAUGCAGGAGAGGGGUUUAAGGGGAGAAGGAACACGGGGGUGUGGAGAAGGAUGCUGCUAAUAAUGCAGAAGAGGGGUUUAAGGGGAGAAGGAACACGCGUGGGGUGUGUGGAGAAGGAUGCUGCUAAUAAUACAGAAGAGGGGUAUAAGGGAAGAAGGCUCCUCUCCUCUCCCGCUUUGCUCCUUUAAAACAAGCAGGCUCUGCUUCUCUCCCUCCUCCCCAGCUGAAAAUGAAAAUGCUGAAAAGCUUUGCUGCUAUUUAGCGAGCUGAGUGGGGAGGAGAGAGGGACAAAGAGCACGGUUGAUUUAAAGCAGCCAACCAGACAGGAGCCGCUUACACCAGUGUAAGCGGCUCCUCUCCCACUUUGCUGUUUCAAAGCGAGCCACGGAGGAGGGAAGGAAGGGGAACCAUGGAUCCUCUGCUCACAACUGCAGCAGAUCCCCCCGCCAUCCGUAGGCAUUCACUCCAUAACACGCACAGACAUUUCCCCUUACUUUCUAGGACAAAAAAAGUGAGUGUUAUGGAGAGAAAAAUACGGUACUUUUAAAAAAUUAGGUUUUAUUAAAGCUUUUCUUGGGAAAAGUAUGGAAGGAAUUUAUUUGAAAAAAAUAGGACAGAAAAUCGCUGCAAAUACAACAGGAAAUGGGAUCGGAAGAUAUGGAGCUGGGUGUGAAUUAAUGAAUACAUAAUAAGUAAACAACUAUGGAAUAUUAUUUUAGCAUAUGAUCACAGCGGAGAGAAUCAGGCUGUAAUUAGUGUAGUCUGAAGACUUCCUCACUAAUGAUUUUUAUGCUGCAUUUGGUAUGUCUUUUAAAAUUAACAGGAAGCUGGACCCUGAACUGAUGAUUUUUCUAGGAACACUAUCUUUUGAUAGUGAUUUCCUCCUUAAAGCUGUCAGCCGCCUUUAUUGGUUAGCCACAAAUUCUUUCUUGCCCCACAUAACUCUUUGCUUCUCCUCGAUUUGCACACAGAAGGUCCCAGGUUCAAUCCCUGGUGUUUCCAUGUUGGGCUGGAAAUGCCUCCCGCCUGAAACCUUGGAGAACCACUGCCAAUCAGUGUAGACAACAUGGACAGAUGGUCUGGCUUAAUACAAGGCAACUUCCUAUGUACUUUUAAGUCAAAUGUCUUAAGCAUACAUCUCUCUCUCUCUCUCUCUCUCUCUUUUAAUAGUGGAUCAACACCACUUUCUGCUAUCCUGACUGCAUACUCUGGGUUGCACAGAUCUUGUGGAGCCGAUUGCCUGUCUGUUACUAGUCAGUAUGACGGUGCAUCACAAUGUCCUGUUUACAGGGUCCCACAAGUAUUUGCUUUGCGCAUUAGCCAGACGUUACUUGUGGUCACCGCAAGGCCUUCUCUAAAUCUUGUGCUCAUACAAAACACUUUAAGGAGAGGUAUAAGGGGGUGUUGUCUCAUAGCAAGUUGGUUUCCGGAGCAGGUUGAAGUAGUGUUACAAUUCAUGUGGCUUCUGCCUACUCCAAAGCUGAACAUGAAACAAGAGAACCACCUCCAGCCCUCUCAAGUUUUCUGCCCAUACCAGAGGACUUGAGGGCGGAGAGUAGAGAAAGGUUUUGUGUUGAAACCACCGACGAGUGUGUUGAUCUUGUGAUUGUGAUGAGCUGCAGCUAGACAGAUCAGUGGUCAGAGAAGGUUCUCUCUGUUCCAAAGCUCAGUGCAACAUAAGAGGUGGCGUCAGAGUCCAAUGCUAUUUACAGAGAACUUGGGGGAGGGAGUUUGGGUGUUGCGGAGCAUCAUUACCCAGAAGCUCGCAGCUUCACUUCUAGGUUGGAGCUAUAAGCCCAUUCCAAAGAGACAGCAUUUCAUUAGCUUGGGCUUCAGUAAAAACCUCGGGAGCCAAUAUCUUCCAAAUGUUCUAGCAAGGCCAUUUAACUUGGUAUCAUUUUACAAUUAAACCUGUAAUAUCAGCAAAAGGUUAAAAUAGGGUUUGUUUAACAAGAACCCUUUCCCUGCGAAACAUUGAUCUGAUCUUUUUGCUCUUUGAAAUCAUUUGGCUCCCUUGAUUGCUUUUUCAUUGGAUUGGCACUGGGCUAAAUAAUUACGUUAUAGUAAUCCUUGCCCUUUCUCUUGUCCUCUUCAAACAUUGGCACGAGUGUCUCUUGGCUUUUCUCCAGUAUUUCAAGAUUUGGUAAUAAUUAUCUGUAGGUGUUGUCCGAACAGACUACUUGGAUACAACUUAUUUUGAAUUAAACAAGCCUGUAUAUUUAUGUCUAGUACAAAUCCAUCAGGAAGAGAAAACAGGUUGUCAUUGUGAUGUUUGCAUGGAAGAAAGAUUACUCACAUAUUGCUACGCACGUCUGCCUUCACACUGGUUUUUAAGUCUUCCGCCAUGUCUUCCAGUAAUGUGCUUGGUGUUUGCAAACACAAUAUGGUCCAGUUGCUACUGUGGAAUAAACAUGUAAUUUAUAAUGCAAUCCUAACCAAGUCUAUUUAGAAGUGAGUCCUAUUGAAUUUGGGGUGUGUGUUGGAUUUUCACCCUAAUUACUCUGGUAAUGAAUUGCCCAUGGUACUGCUGUUAUCCAUAUGAGUCUUGCUGAUCUACAGGUAUGUAGGAACUGCUUUACGCUGUGACUCAGACCAUUGGUUCUCUAUUCAGCCGUGGUGUAGACAAUCCUGGGCCAAACUGUGGCCCUCCAGAUGUUGUUGGAUCUACUUGCCAUCAGCUCCAGCCAGCAUGACCAGUGGUUAGGGGUAAUAAGAGUUGUAGACCAACAACAUUGGGAGGGCCAUAGGAUUAGCCCCACCCUGCACAUGGCCUACGUACUGACUUCCCAAGGUUUUAAGCACAGGUCUUUCUCAACCCUGACUGGAGAUGCCAGAGAUUGGAAUCUGGGACUUUUUGUAUGCAGAGUAUGUGCUGUACCAUUGAGCCAUGUUGGCACAUAAUACAAUUUUCAGCAUUUUGCAUAUUACAUAAGGUUUGAUUCAUUAUCUCCUUCCCAUAGUUUUCCUUUGUUGUUGAACUCAAGUAAUCCUUGUUACUCGGAACCUGCUGAUCACGCAUUUGAAUUCUGUCUCUUGGUGGUUCAGUAUUGGAGGUGGCGAGAGAAAGAGAUUAUUAAUGCUGCUGGGUUUUCUCCAAGCUUUCAUAGCCAGGACAACCAACUUUCCUUGUGUCAUGCCCUCACCCAUUUCUGUGACUGGCACAGGAAGUAGGACGAUGUAUGAAGAAGAAGAGAUUCUGUGGGUGACUGGGAAGAGACUGUGUUGGCUAAAAUUGAUGGUCUGGUUGUACAGGUCACUGCAAGUCCAGUGCUUGGCGAAACAGACUAUGGGUGUGUCUGUCCUGCGGUUGAGAUGAGCUCCAACUAGAGGAAUUGGUGGUCAAAGAGAGAAGCAGAGCUGACCACCAGACAGUAGUAAUCUCUGGAGAAGUCCUAAACUGCUGCAUUAUUCUGUGACUUACAUUUUGAUGGUAAAAAGGCAGUGGAUUUGGAGUAAGUGUUGGUCAAUAGAGAUCCAGAAAGAUCAGGGGAGGGGAAGAAAUCCUCUUUAUUUGCCUUUCUUAUUUAUUUAUUUAUUUAUUUAUUUAUUUAUUUAUUUAUUCAUUCAUACACUUUAAAUAUGCUCUCCAACCUCCCACAGUUUCAUGGAGGAACUCACAGUAAAAGUAAUAGUUUUAAAAUACUAUGUUUAAAAUGAGCAAACAACAAAUAGUUAUUAAAUCAAGAUACAUCCAUAACUGAGCUGGGAAGAAACAGGCUAUUAAUACAAGGUCAUCUCUGCAUGCAUGUUCAUGUGGGAGCAAGCAGUCCUUGGAGAACACUGCUGUAUAGCAGGGGUGAGGAUUUGCUUUCAGCCUAGGGGCCACUUUACCUCCGGGGUGACUUCUGGCUGCAGUGAAUGAGGCCAAACCUGCAUGACAUUCCCCAUUCACAUGCACAAGGGCUCACCUCUCUCAGUAUGAAAACCCAGCAAGCUGUCAGCAGUAGGAUCCUGCAGCCAUGCCUCCUCUUCUCUACUCCUCAGCUGUUUUCCACAGACCAGAUCAGCAGCUGGGAGAGAGUUCACAAGGAGCAGAGGUUGAAACCUAGCACACGCAUCGCCCUCAGUCCCCCCUGUGCUGCUCAUCCAUGCAGCCAGAAGCAGCGGAGGCAGUGGGGAAAACAGGCCUAUAAGGAGCAAGGUCUCUUCCUGUCCUCCUGGUAUAGGUCACCCAUCAGGGUCACCAAAGCACUUUCCUUUCCAAAACCAGACUGGAAACCAAACAGUAAUUAAACUGGAAAACUGAGGUCAUCCAAGAGUGUUUGGGGUUGCAUAACAACCACCUACUUGUGUGUAUGUGACCAGCUUAAUCGUCAAGAGUUCAGAGAGACCUUUUCAGAAGCAACCGCCACCUCUCACAAAGAGGCACUUCCCCUGAACCCAGCCAGUCAGCCCACUCCUGCCUGAUGUAAUGAGGUAGAGGAGGGGCAAGAGUUGAACAAACGGCAGGUAGAACAAGUCCUGCGAAGCACCUGAAUUGACAGUGCUCUGAACAUAGUCAUGGGCCCUGUGGUCAACACAGCAUCUAAGUUGAUGCCGAUCAGAGGUAUUUUAAUAAUGCUUUGCAAACAUGUUUUUGCAGGCCUCCAGAGGUUUUCAACAUAUUCAUUGCUGGCCUGGCUGGAUGCCACACACCACCCAGAGAAGCUCUGCUGGGCAGUAUUGUGAAGGUGUCAUUCCUCUUGGGGCAUGGCAGCUGCUUCUGCCUUCCGUUGUUCCUCAACUGGAGGAUUUGGCCCAGAAAAUUAUUCCUUCCAAUGACAGAAACAGUGGUUUUUGGAGCUCAGUUUCUGAUCACCAAAACCUUGCAACUUUUGAGGAACUGAGGCACCAAGUGAGCUAAUGACAGGCCUAGCUAGGGUCUCAGGAAGAAAAAUCUGUGUAAGAAUCCUAAUGGGAGCCCAGUCAGGGCUGGUACAUGUCUCCCCCACCCGCUUCAGAACGUGCUGUUUCUUUGGUUCUUGGUGUAAACUGCUAUGCCUUAGCUGCUUCACCAGCAAAUUAUGGCUUGACUUGGGUGGAGGCAGCUGACGGUGUGAUUGGUGGAGGUACAGCAUAGCGAUGUUUGUGCUCCCGAGAUUAACGUCUUCUUUGUGAGAGCUUCCUGCCCUCCCAGCAUACCUGAGAGAGGUGUGUGUAUAUGACUUCAUGCCGCAAGGCUGUGCACAUCCUGAGAUGGCUGCAUGAUUUCAUCUUGUGUUAACUCUGCACAAAAGCGACUGCACAGAGUCAGCUGUUUGGGAGCGUUUCCACGUCACACCUGUUUAUGAGAAUCUCUGACCCAGCUUGAAAUUGGUUUCUUAUGGCCUUUCCCAUCUGGCCGUGCAGUAUUUGUUUGUGUCGAAUGCCAACCACCACCACCACCACAACAACAACAGAUUGGAGACAGAAAAGGAGAUUCGUGGUGAACAAGUCUGCUAGUAUACCUGUGUGGCAACCUCUGAAGGCCUUUCCAGAGAAAAAAGAACUUUUAAAAAAUUCAGUGGUUUUAAUGUUAUCUCUAGAACAGCCUUUCCCAACUAGAGUCCCUCCAAGAUGUUUGGGACGACAAUUCCUAUUAGCCCUAGCUGGGAUGGUGAAUGGUAAGGAAUGGUGGCCAUUCUGAAGGAUACCAUAAUGAGGAAUGCCUUCAUCCUUUGCCAGUUGUACAGCAUUGCACUGUGGGGCAGAAGAUAACCUUUCUGUGGUGGGUGUGCAACAUCUAGUGUUUCACUAUUGGUUUUGCACAGGAGGGUGGGGCUGGAGGAAAGUGGCAUACAACUUGCAAGAAAGUGUAAUUAAAACAAAAAAAAAAUCAGCAGGUGUGGGGAACCUAUCACCCUUCAGCUGUUGCUUAACUGCAACUCCCAUCAUCCCUGGCUAUCAUACUUGACAAGUCUGAUGGGAGCAACUUCUGGAGGUCCAAAGGUCUUCCCCACCCCCUGAUUUGCAGGAUUUUUAUACCACCCAUCAACGCUAAGUUCUCUUUGUGGUUUACAAUAUUCCAAACCCAUAAAAUAUAACAAUGUAAUAUGAACAUAAAAUCAGAAAUAGCAUCCAAAUAAAAGCAGCAACAAGGUCUAGAAAGUGCUCAACCAUGUUUUAAAAACUGAAAAGCCAGGGGGCGGGGGAAGGUCCUUACUUGGUGUUUAAAAGACCACAUGUUAGGCACUAGGCAAAAUUCUCUAGCUAAGGAGUUACUGCAGAAAAGGUUCUGUUGUUAAAUGCCACUGAACUGGCCUUGUUGUACUCUGAGGAUGUGAGCUUUAUUCUUUUAACCAUUGCUGGGCAAGACCCUCUCUCCAAGUGCCCAUAUAACUCUUUCAUGAGCAGAGGAGUUGGUUGGCUGGCCUGUUGGCUGUGAUUGCCUGGUUCUGGUGAUAUGCUUGCGCCAAGUGGGAAACAGCCUGUCUGCUAGAGAUUCUGACAGAUAAUCUACUCCUACAAUCCUUUGCCCCCCCCCCCCAUCCUAGCUUUUGCGUCCUGGCAUGCCUUUUGUUCCCACUGGGGGUGAAGAUCCUUACAGAGAACUCCGUCACUAGGUAAUCUGUGAGCCCAGCUCUGUAUAUGCAUAGGUGUGUGCUGCCUCAUUUACAGAGCGGAAAAUCUAACCACAGCGUCAUGCCAGUUUCUGACUGGCAAUAAAUGGUCUGCCCUUGGUAUUCUGUCUGCCCCUUGAUCAGUCUGAAGGCCUGAGCUGGGUUCAGUUCAUGAACUAGUUUCUGUACAUGCUUAAAGGGUGGCAGUUCCAGAGUAGCUGGUUUAGUCAAAAGCAGCCAAGUGGCAGUGCUGUGGCACUUCUCUAAAUCAGUGGUUCCCAAUUGAUAACCCAUAGAUCCCAGGAGGUCCGCACAACCCACCCAGGGGAUCCGUGACACCAUUCACAUAACAAAAACUACCAUAGAGAUAUCAACAUUUUCAAAAGUAGGGGGUUCACAGCUCGACUUUUGAAAAACAGGGGGUCUGCAGUACUUAGCUAAUUGGGAACCACUGCUCUAGAUGACUUACCUAUUUUUAUUUAUUUUUGUAUCAUAUUUAUAGGCCUGAGGAUCUCAAGACAGAAGUGCAUAAACUGAAAAUAAUCUUAGAACAGGCCAAUGUAUUUUCUAUAAGAAUAUAACAGCAGCAGCAAUAAGCAAUUUAUCCACCGUACCUCACCCUUCCCCGAAGGUUCAUUUGUGACAUGGACUUGCUCAGGCACAAGCCUCUGUCAUUAUAUGCCGGAAGUAGAUAGAGAGAGAUGCUUGCUCGUGACUUGAGGGGCUUUGGGAAACCUUUCCAAACUCUGUCAUUAUCCUGUUUGUCACAAAGGUGGAGAUCAUGAGCCUUUGAAUGUGACCCGUUAGUAAUCCUCCCACUCAGUGGAGCCAGGGGUGGACAGUUAGGACAGCCUGCACAGUGAUUCAGUCACAGAAGGAGGAUUUUUUAUUUCAGAAAAGGGCAACCAUAAUGAUUGGGGGGUGGAGCAACUCCUUAAGAGGAAAGGUUGCCACAUUUGGGUUAGAGAAAAGGUAAGAGAGAGAGAUAACAUAAUAAAAGCUUAUAAAUUUGCACAUGGGAAUAGCAGAGAACCUGCACAAGCGACGCUGACACAAAACCCCACAUAUAUUAAGUAAAAUAGAAACAUCGCCACCGACCCCACUCCCACUCAUCUCUCCCUGCCGCCACCUAUUUCCCCCUUUUCUUCCUAAUGUCUCAACAAAUGAAACUGAUCUGUAAAAAAUGUUACUUGGGGAAAAGAGAGAGAGAGAGAGACAUUGCACAUACUUUUGUAAACUAAGAAAAUCUUAAAUAAAAAUACAUUAAUAAAUUUUGCACAUGGCUUGGAGCUAGAACAGCAUAAAAGUACUUGUACAUACAAUGCAUAACUAAAAUGCAUUUACUCUGGCAGGAGGUGUUGAUGGCCACCAACUUGGAUGGCUUUAAAGGAAGAUUGGACAAAUUCAUGGAGGACAAGGCUGUUAAGGGCCAUUAGCCAUGAUGGCUAUACUCUGCCCCCCUAGUCAGAAUCAGCAAUGCUUCUGAAGACCAGUUGCUGGAAACUGCCGGAGGGAAGACUGCUCUUGUACUUGGAUCCUGAUUGCAUCUUUCCCACAGACAUCUGGCUGGCCAGUGUGGGAACAGGAUGCUGGACUAGAGGGGCCACUGGCUCACUGACUGGAUGAUCCAGCAGGCUCUUCUGAUGUUCUUAUGAGUUGAAAGGGAGCUUUGAAGUCAAGUAAUCCAGCCCCCUACUCAGUGUGGGGUGCUGCUGAAGCAUCCCUGUCCAGCCUCUGCUGAAAGGCCUUUAGCCAAAGUCUCCCUCUCCCUUUCUAAAUUGUCAAAAAGGGGGAGGCAAAUGCAGAGACACUUCUCUUUAGCACAAGUUGCUUGUCUGUAGCAGCUUCAAAGCAAUAGCUUGAGACUUCUGGCUUGGUCCCAAGGUUAAUUUACUCAAAUGUGCUGACUAGGCUGCAUUUGAGUGGGGAUAAUCUUGGGCAUGUUACUGUUGCCUUUGCCGGUUUCUGUUUGGCAGAGUAUGCAAUUGCAUGGCAUUGAUCUGAAGGACAGUCCUGCAAAUAAGUUUCCUGGACUUCAAUAAUUAGCCUACACAGAUUUCCACUCUGCCUAGCUUAGCCAUUCACAUGCCGUCUGAAAGAACAUAAGGGAUUGAGAAGCUUCAGCACCCCCUUUAGAAUCACAUUCAUCAGAAGAAGCCAAGAUGGGUGAUCCCAUUUAAAAUUUGUUUGGGUUUCUAAUACAGACAUCCCUUGUUUGUUCCAAGGUCAUCUGGUGCUUUCUUCACACUGAAAGAGGCACGUCUAUGCCAUGUUACUGUCAGAAUCCCAGGGCAUGCUUGAGAGGAGGAUACAGAGAGUCCCAUUUCAAAGGACCUUUGAAAUGCGACUCUCUGUAUGGACCAUGUUGUGGACCAUGUUGUGGACUUAGGGCUCAUCCACACUUACCACAUUUUUCCGUGUAUAACACGCCCCCGUGUAUAAGACGACCUCUAUUUUUUGGGACUCCAAAUUAAGGAAAUGGGGGGAGAUUGCCCAGAGUUGUUAAGCUUUUUGUUGGGGGGGGGGUUGUCUACAGUUGUUGGGCUUUUUUUGGUGGGAUUGCCGACAAUCACUCACCCGACUGACCGCCGCUCACAAUAUCCUGCUUGUGGCUGCCACCAAAUCGCUCGUCCCCCCUCUGCACUAUCUGUGUAUAAGACAACCCCCAAUUUUAAUCAUUUUUUAAUAAUAAAAUUCUUAUGCAUGGAAAACUAUAGUACCUUUUGCCCUGCUCUUUCCAGACACAGGUCCAUGUCUGAGCAUGGUGGUGGUGAUUGUUGCCCUAUAGCUUUCCCCACUCUUUAGUGCCCAAUCAGAACAACUGUCAGUUUGGGUUUUCUGCGGAUUGCCAUUUGCUCAAAUAUAGCUUUAAAGAGCAAGUUUCUGUAGAUAAAGAUCCAGAGGGGGUGGGGGGAAAGGGUGCUCAGAGUUUUAAAGUGUGGACCAUGCCUGGAAAGAGCAGAGGAAAGGUUAGUGUGGAUAAGUCCUAAGGCUGCAAUCCUAAUCAGGGAGUAAACCAUAUUGCAUUCAGCAGAACUUACGUAUGAAUAGACAAAGUUACAAUUGUGGGAACCCUGUGAACUCUCCUUGUUUUUUCUUGUCUUGCCCCCAGCCUCCCAUCUUUUAGAUACCAUUUUUCUCAUUUGUUAUUUGCCACAAUUAGGCUUAGAAUCCACCUGUCUGGAAUUGGCGUCUUAAACCUAGAGGGUCCUUCCUCUUUCAUAAGAUUUAUCAUUGUUCCCAAAAACAAAUAGCAUAGAAUAGGCCUGGGGUGCGUGCCUGAGCGCUUUGGUGAACUGGAAGGCCCUCUGUUUGUUUGUUUGUUUGUUUUAUUCUUGACCUAAAUCCUUGCAAUCUGGCUGGAUACAACAAUUCAAGUGCUGCCUUUUGUGCCCAAACUCUGCAAAAGAUGUUACUUAAUGGCGCAUGGUUGUAUGUAUGUAAUGACUGGGUGCAAAGUUGCUUCCCCCCCAGGUGCCUGAAAUGUGAUUCUGGUGGUGUCUAGGAACUUGAAAUAGAUGGCUUCACGUAACACAACAUAUAAUUAACUUAUGGAACAUGCUGCCACAAGGUGUGGUGAUGGCUGCAGGGUUAGAUGGCUUUAAAGCGGAUUAGGUAAAUGUGUGGAGGACGAGUUUAUAAAUGGGUGUUAACUACAACUGGUAAGUUAAACCAGAGGCAUUAUGCCUGGGCUUCUCAGAAGUGUCUGUUGAAAACUGGCAGGCUACUGGCAGGCCCAUCGCUCUUUUUAGUUCAUAUCUUUCCACUGAUCUAAAUCUUGUAGAGAAUAGGGACUUAAUCCUUACCAUGUCUUCUGCCAAUAGAUACUCAUCUUCAAAAUCUUUAUGUAUUUAUUCCCUUAGAGCUAUUCAAAGCAGUUUCUGAAAAGGGAUCAUAGGAAGUUGCAUCAAAGUCGAGGCCUAAUUUUCAUACACAGAAGAUGUAGUAGUAAACCUGUUUCUGGAGUGUACCAUUUCGGAAUGCAAGUAGCACCUCACAUGACUGAACGUCCCUCCAUUGCAAAAAUAAUCUUGCAUUUACUGUUUAUUUAAAACAUACAUCAGGGAAAAAGCUAGACUAAACCCUGAGUGGUUGUAGCAACCCAGUCAGAUGGUAGGGGUAUCAUCAUCAUCAUCAUCAUCAUCAUCAUCAACAUCAUCUAGUUUUCUGCACAGAGGAAACUCUUCCCCUCCCCUCGCAGUGAAGCACAUUCAGUCACGUAAUUUCCCCCACCUGCAGUCUGAAAUGGUAUCGUUCAGAAACCAGUUUACUGCCUCAACUUCUGUUCAUGAAUACUAGCAUUGCGUCAUAGGGAUGAGCUGUGAAUAAACCAUGCUUUCUUAUCUCUAUUCAGCGCUCCGAUCCGAGGUUACUGUCACAGUUUUUCUAUGCUGACGAGCGAGUUACCCAAGUGGUGACGGAGAUCAACUGUCUGGAUGUAGAGACAGAUCCUCAGCAAUACCUGGUUCUAUUAAAUCAGCUGCACCUUAGUCAGGUAAGGCAUUCUCUUUAAGGGCAUGAUGAUUAGACAUGAUGAUCAGAAGGGGAGGGAGGGUGGCACUUCAAAGCACAGUAUUGAUAGGUGGCAGUACCUGAGACACACACACACACACACACACUUUUCUAGUUGUUGGCUUGGGGAAACUCCAUGACCAAAAGCAACCUUGGCUGGGGGGGGGGACCCAACACACAACUCAAAAUAAGAGAUUUCCAAUGGGGAAGUGCGGCGAGGGAUUUUGCUUCCCCUUCCUACUCAUCAUCUCACUUAAGUGCAAAUAUACUCCAGGUAGACGGCAAGAGUCGCAUUGGUCUCAUUGCACCCUCCUUUGGAGAUUCUUUCCAAAGUACAUGGUCUACAGUCCCUGGCAGCUUCAGUGGAGCAGUGCGCGUGGCAUGCCUCUGACUGGCAAGGAUCAAGAUGGAGAUUAUACACAGCAAUCUUCCAGAGUGUAGUGCUCCCUCUGUGCUUGUGUGCAUUUGGGGUUGGCUAUUGUUGUUGUUUUUUAAAGGAAAAUGAUUUCCUCCUCCUAUUUUAAGAGUAAAUUUCCUGUGGCAGGAAAAGAAAUGUGGGACACUCUUGGAAUAUGGAGCAGCUGCAGUCUGAGGUCCCCCUCUCUCCAAAUUUUCACCUCUUCCGAUCAACACAGAAUAUAGAACAGUGUGUUUUCUCUUGCUUAAAUCCUCACGCUGAGUUCCAUUUCUGGCUGAGAUGUUUGGCAAUGGAAAUGCCAAAAUCUACCCUGGCCCAUCAGUACUUUUUCUGGUGUCUCCAGAAUGUCCUUGUGUUGAUGGUAACAACCACUCUACCCAUUCUCCUAGACCGAACUGCUGUCCAUCAUAGAGCGAAUUAUGGAUGAGUGUAUCCCCAAGGAGCGUCAUGGCCGUGACUAUGUCAUCAAAUUCCCCGAAGACCUCCUUGUGGACAAUCUCCGGAACCACAUGCUGUUUGCUGCUGAGGUGAGCCAUGCGGGAGGGAUUUCAUGCAAUCAUUGAGCUGUAGUUGGACGGGACCAUGGGGGGGCAUCUAGUCCAACCCUGUGCAAUGCAGGAAUCCAGCCCCUAGCCAUCCUUGGGUGGGGUCAAACCACCAAACUUCUGGUUAUCAGCCGUACCCACUGUCCCACCUGAUUUGGUGGACUAGAACAUUCAACCAAUCUUUGUAUGUUCUGUUCUUGAGCACAGCUCCUUGAGUACAGCACUUGGGAAUUUUGCUUGCUUCAUUGGGAUGUAAUGUGGUUCCAUUCCUGGAGUUAGGCUUUGGCAGUUGCUGGGGGGCUCAUCCCAGCCCUAAAAUAGCUUGUGUGAUAUGGUGGGAGAGGCAGUCAAAGGACAUGGAGUGUUCCUGAGCUGUCACUAUUCCUUCCAGUGUGGUAUAGUGGUUAAGAGUGGUAGACUCGUAAUCUGGUGAACCAGGUUCGCUUCCCCGCUCCUCCACCUGCAGCUGCUGGGUGACCUUGGGCUAGUCACACUUCUCUGAAGUCUCUCAGCCUCACUCACCUCACAGAGUGUUUAUUGUGGGGGAGGAAGGGAAAGGAGAAUGUUAGCCACUUUGAGACUCCUUUGGGUAGUGAUAAAGCAGGAUAUCAAAUCCAAAUUCAAACUCUUCUUCCCUCCAGUGUUUGAUGGCACGCACCUACAUUGAUGUGGACGAGGCAGAUGGGAUACGGCUGCGACCUCUGGCCAAGGAUCUGCUGUGCAGCUUGGAGUUGGUGCGGACGGUACUCCGGGAACAAAGCCUGAACCAACCUGGACCCUAUUCAGAGCCUAUCCGCAGGGCAUUGAUUCGUUUUGAUAUGCUCUUUGCUGAGUUUGAGCUGAGGUGGGUGCUGAGAAGACCUGCUUCUCAGAGGCAUCUGAUUGGCAGCUGUAUAACUAGAUGGGUCUCCAGGCUGAUCCAGGAGGGUUCUUACAUUCUGCCUAUUUAAUCAGAGAGCAUCAACUGACCGUUAUGGAAAUAUGCAUUCUUAAUUGUCUGCAUAAGCCUGGUGGAAUAAAAGAGUUUUCAGCAGGCAUUUAAAGGUUGAAACAGAAGGUGCUGGCAGAGCAUUCCACAGGACUAGGCAGAUUGCACUAAAGUCUCUCUUUUGUGUCGAUGUCAAAUGUGUGUCACCAAUGUGGGGGAACAACCAGCAAUACUCCUGCAGGUGAUCUCAGUGAUCAAGUUGGGAUAUAAGGGUUUAGGUGGUCCCAAAUGUGCCCUGGACCUAAGUUGUUUGGGGCUUUGUGAGUUAUCACAAGGACCUUAAGCUUGUUUCAGUAGUAGAUGGGCAGCCAUUGCAGAUAUUUCAACAAUGGUGUUCAUGUUAUGUGUACAUUAUUUCACUUUAAGGAAUCGGGCAUGUCCAUAGGCUGACCUUUUUUAGGCAAUGCAGUGGAUUAAGCUAAGGAGCAGAAAGUGGUUCAUUGUGGGCAGAAGAGGAGGAAACGUCUAACAGCUACUUUUUAAAUAUGAAAAUGAAAAGAUGCUAAAAAGCAACCUGGCCAGAACCAAUAAAAGUAGUGACUGGGCAGCAAGGGGAAUCUCUGGAAAGGACCACUGCUGCCUUCUGAAAUUUAUGCUGCCAAAGUGUGAGUUGCAAAGGGAGACCAGAAAAGUAGGGCUAUGUCUUGGGCUUGCAUGCAAGGUAGGUGCUGAGAGUGGUGGCUAAGCUGGGUUUCAAAGCUUGUUUCUCUUUUCCAGUUACGUGUCAUCUUUAGUCUCGGUGAAGUCGCCCGAAGAAAUCUAUAGGCAGCAGGAGAUUGUUGUGCUCUUCUGUGAAACUGUGGCUAGGUGAGGAUUUUGCGCUCUGUGGCUUGGAAAGAUCCUUGGGCAAGCACUAUCUACCUCUCCAAUAGAAUGAACAUUCAUCUUAUUUUAUUGUUUUUAUUUUAUUUGUUUAGAUGUAUUUAUAAACUGCUUUAUGUUUUUUAUAUUUCUUGGAAGCAUACAACAUAAAAUACAAACAGUAUCAUUUUUAAAAAAUACAAUCAUUUUCCAGAACCAACAAAGCAGUAGAAUAAAAACAUGUUUUAAAAAAUCAAGAGAUUAAAGCAUAAUAAGCAGGGUCUUGUUUUAUGGAUCAGAGAAAACCUGGGCACAAAGAUGGGUCUCUACAAAACCUUAUGACGCAGACCAGCCAGUGCUCCUUUUUGAUGUGGGAAGCUUGGCUCAAGUGAGGUCUAGGAUAAUUAUCUACUUGGACUAGGGAUUUUGAUUUCUGCCCACGCCUUCCUUCCUCAUUUCCUGCCCCUUCUCUCCCUCACUCAUCUAGAGCUCUGAAACUUGGCUACUUGACUCAGGAGACGAUUGAUGGGUAUGAACCGCAGCUGAUGUUCACCAUUCCCCGCCUGGCCAUUAUCAGGUAUGUGGUUUUACCUGUCAUCUUUUGGUUGAGUAUAGAGCCCGGUAGCUCGAUAAACUCGAGACAUGUGGAAUGUUCAAUCUGGCAAUUAUAGCUGUCAAAGCUGGCAAGACAGGUGUGCAUUCUUAACAGAAGAAACUGGGGCAAGUAACAUUUGUCUAAAAGGAGGUCUCUCAUUUUACUUCCUUCAUGGUACAUAAAUCAGCUACACAUCUAUAAGUUCCUCAGCUCUUGCCAAUCUUCUGGGCAGCAGGAAGGUGUGCAAUGGCAUCUUGGCAGUCCAAACAUGUUCCUCUCCCCGUCUCUCAUGUGUGUCUGCAUGGUGGUGGGGAGGAUGUGACACACCACCAAAUGAGUCCCAGAGGCCCCCAAAAGUUGCCCACUGCUCAUGCAGUUGGGAAGAUUGCUUACUUGUGCUGUAUUUAAAACUUUCGGACUGUCCCCUCUUUCCAAAUGGCCAUCCUCCCUGCCUAUUCUCAGUGUGUGUGACUACUCGGUGUGGGAUGACUUUCCCAAAGCCAGCUGUUGCUCCUUUAGAUCCUGAUUGGGGCAGCUACUGCCUGAGGUACCAGCACACAGUUAUUUGCAAGUGGCCCUUUCCCACCAGCUUUUGCCUUGUCAAAUUCCACUCGUGGUGGUUCUUCAAAGUACGGCACUAUGUCCCCAUCUCAGCAGUAAGUGGCUGUGCUACUUUUGAGUUUCCCCUUCAACGUGGGUAACACACUGAAAGCUCCUUGGGAAACAUAGCUGCUAGUAGGAAUUUAGAGAGUGGUGGGCACAAAAUAUAGGCAGAGCAGUGGCAUCGGAGCUGAAUAAUGCACAUCUGCUAACUAACCGAAGAAGUAAUUUAAAGUUAGGGAAAUUUUGCUAUCUUGGAAAAGAAAUUAAAAGAGGAAACUUGGACAAGGUUUACUAUAGUGUCCCAGCUUUCAUUUUGAGAAUUCUCUGCCCAAACGAUAUGAUGAAAGAGCAAUUCCCACUAAUCUUUACCCAUUAUUAUUUUGAAAGUUCUCGCAUUUUGGGGGAAAAAACCCCACCUCCAAUAAUAAUUAAUGUAUUAGGAAAAACAUACAUAGCAGCAGUAGAUCAGGAAAUCCAAUCCUACCUGUGUGUUGUUUUAUUUCUUUGCCCCGUACACAGUGGUCUUCUGAUCUACCCAGAUGGACCCCUCAAUUUGGAGCGGAGGCCUGAGGAGAUAUCCAGAGUCUUUAGCCCCUUUUACGUCUUGCUUAGAAAAAUCAGGUGAGUGUCUAUAAAAGUAGCUUUUGCACAGGAACUCAGCUGGAACUUCACCAGGUUAAGAAGAGUCUGGGUCUUUGUGGAGGGGUUUGUGUUAAGAACCCAAGCUACGUGUUCAGGAAAAUCACCUGACUGCGGUGCUUUGGUGCAGUCACGGGAAGGGCUAAUAUAGCUCAUUUGAAAAAUGCAAUCCCUGCCACCCUGCAGUCUGAAGCUGCACAAUCCAAUAAGUAUUCUACCACAUAACUUUGCUGAUGUUUGAUCAACCCUCAGUUAAAUGGAAAUUAUUGCAUAAAUGUUAGUGGUGUCCUUCUCCUGCAAGCAGACAUGCAGUUAACAGAGGAUGAAGCAAGAUGUUCUGGAUACAUGAUCAGUUUGUGUGUGUGCUGGGGGAGAGAUACAGCAGCAGGUUGCCUCAUCAGGGGGUACAAAUUAUAUGCAUUUGCACAUGGUGUGUUGGGCAUGAGCUCCCUUUUGCGAGCUUGGUUUCCACAUUGCACUGAAGCCCUGCCAUAACGAGAGAUCUGACCUUCCUUCCAGGGUACUACGUGAGAGCUGGGUUAUCCAGUCUGUUCCUUUAGGGCAAUUUCAGUGUCUUGUUUUCCUAGAUGCCUCCUUUAUGAGCCUUCUCCCUUAUAGGGAUUUGCUGCGUGUGUUGUCCAAGGAAGAACUUUACAUGUUGGAGAAGCGUGUACUGAAUGAGAGCACUACAGAUUCACAGCCCUUCAAGGAUAUAGAUUCUCCUGACUUCCGAGGCGCUGCGACACCACGUGUCUCGGCUUUCCCAAGGUAUAACCAAGAACCACUUCUCUUCACCCACCCGCCCUCAGCCCAAAAUGUUGGAAUCUGAGAUUGUAUGCUGAUUUCAUUGGGCCCAUUGUCCGUGUGGAAAAGAUUAAUUGCUCUGUUCCGCUUUACUGCGCACCAGAUCAUGAUUGUGUACGACUACCCUGGAUCACAAUUUAGGUGUGGUGUGGGGAGACUGAUAUAAUGACAAUAAUAUUUUUGGAAAGAGGAGGGUUAAAGUGAUUGAGCUGAUUCCUAGAGAGAGAGACAUACCAUAGAGAAAAACACAAUCUAGGAAAUGGCUAGAGCAAUCCAAUCAGAAUAGCAGCGCAAUAGGCCAUCUAUACUAUACACCUGAGGAAAUUUUGUAGCUUUUCUGCCGAGUAAAAAUAAAGUUGGAUUUCUGGGGGGGGGCGGUGUUAAGUUCUGGGGAAAACAAAGCUAAACAGGGAAAGCAUAAGAAGGGUUUGUUUUGUUGACAGUGUCAUGUAGGUGCUCUGUAAAAGUGAGCAAACAAGGCAUGGCUCUUCCACAGUAAAUCCUUAAUGUGGAAGCCACUAAAAGUGUUAUCCAUGACAGCAUCAAGACCAUGGAAAAGGUUCAUCAGUACUUCUGCAGGAAUCAGGAGUGCUUGUAGCUUUUGAGCAGUGUGGACUACAUGAGAGGUAAAGGAGUAAUCGAAACUGAAGCUAGGUGGCAGUACAAUCGUACCUUGGUUCUCAAAUGCCUUGUGACUCGAUUGUUUUGGCUCCCGAAGGCUGCAAACCCAGAAGUAAGUGUUCCGGUUUGAGAACAUUUUUUGGAAGCCAAACAUCCGACACAGCUUCCGAUUGAGUGCAGGAAGCUCCUGCAGCCAAUCAGAAGCUGCGCCUUGGUUUUCAAAUGUUUUCAGAGAGAACCAAGGUAGUUGACAAACCCUGUCAGAGCACUACCUCUUUCAGCGUUUGAGGAGUCUGUGGCUUUUGUCUCUUGGAAAUGGAAAGAAGGGGUGCAUAAAUCUUAGCUGACCCAAAGCUCAUGUGGGAACAUUUACUGUAUAUAUUGCUUACCCUUUCCUUGGCAUUUGCUUGCCUGGCAUUCAUAUAUUUAUGGCAGAUGAUGCCUUUGGGUGGUUGUUGUUUUUUGAGGGGGGGAGAACUUUGAAAGAACAGGAGUGCGGAAGGUGAGAGAGUAACCCCUUAAUACCCAUUCUAAUGCUGCUUGUUCUCUCCUUAACAGGCAGCGUGGUCAGGGGUCUAGUAGCACCAAGGCAGGAGUGAACACACAAGCUCCGCAGACGGCUCGUUGGGCAGAACUGCGAGCCCGUUAUACCACUACAGAGGACAUGAUCCACACACUGUUUGUCUGCAUCUCUGGUGAGUACCCUGUUUUUGCUGGAUAAGGGAGGUCUUCAUCAUCCAAUAUCCCAUAAUGCAACUGGGGCAUUGGCUGGCAGGUGUAUGGUUGGCAGCAGAAGGGAAGUUUUUUAAAAAAAAUAAAAAUAAGCAGACGAGCCUCUGUAGAUUCCCUGAUUUGGACAAACUGGACAAGUGAACAGGUGUUCCUUAUGUUUGGAAUGUAUUCCUACCACUCCUGACCAUUCCUGCUGGUCAAGAUUUUGGAAAGGAACAGAUAUGUCCAAGUGGAAGGACAGCGUACCUGAUCAUACCUCCAAACAAGCUUCUUGUUGCCCUGUUGGGGAAGAGAUCCUGGCAGGAAGCAGUUGGUUUUCUAGAAUUAAAUAAGCUUUUAGGGGGAGCAGGGCUUGAGAUAAAAUUCCCCACCAAUACUGCUUAUGCUACAUGCAAAAGUCUCAGUAAAGCAUCCAUUCAAAAAUCCACAACUGACAAGAGACUGUUUGCUUUCCCUGCACAGCUUCUCUUCAACACUCCCCCUUUAACAUGCCCACAUUUCCUUGGAAGCCAACAGUGGAGGCUCAUACUUCCAUCUGUUCUGAACAGAGGAGAGGUGCAAAGAUCUUCUCUGCCCGAGCAGUAGCUAAUGUUAAGUGUCUUCCUCCUGUGACACUGAUAGGAUGGCUGAUGGAGGGGCUUGCCCACACCACUUUGAACUCCCGCCUCUCCUUAUCUUUUAGCAGUGACAGCUAUUUUGCGGUAUGCCCCUCUGCUCACAACAGCCAUUUUGUGACCGCUGCUCAUGGCAGAAUUCUCAAAAUUCCAAAUGUACUGCCUAGCACACAAAAGGUUGGCGACUCCUAAGCAUCACAGUGACUACAAGCUGUAAUAUCCCGAUCUGGAUAUGAUGGCAAGUUAGAACAAGUUGUUCCACAUGCCAUUAAAAUUAGCUCAGAAGAUGGCAGCUAUUGUCUUAUUACAUGAUUAGGGAAUAGCAUCCAUUUUAAUAAAAUAUAUAUUCAUUGGGGCAAAUACUUAAAUUUUGCAUGACUCAGCUGAAAGUGCUUCACACACAUUAGCUAAGAAGCCCAAGAACUUGCCUGUAAAGCAGGCAAGUAUUGCCCCCAUGUUGCCUAAGGAUUUUGAACUGUAAGUUUUGGUUCAGCUCAGAUACUGUAUGAACUCUCUUGCCUAGCCUUAAUCCUGAAGGUUUAGCACCUUAAUUGAGAAUUAGUCUCUUCAGCAGGAAAGAGUAGUGAAAAAAUAGUAUCCUGUUGGUUCAGAAUUGAGAUGGAAAGAAUUGCUUGGUUAGAAGCUGUUGACUACUGUUUCCCUCUAUGGAAGGACUUUUGUGUUAGUUGGCUAAAAUCUACAUGUUUAUCUCUUGCCCUUGUGUCAUUGUGCAAUGGAUAUUACUCAAAUUGCUGUGUUGUGUUUGGGUAGGAGUGGCAGACCAGCUCCAAACCAACUUUGCAAGUGAUCUGCGUGCCAUCCUGAAGACUGUAUUUAAAAUUGUGACAUCCCGGGCAGAGGAACAGGAGGUGACAGACACUGGCCGUGAGUGACACUCCUUGACUCGUGCAUGGUUUCAUAGCAUUUCCUUAGUGCUUGCAUUUGCAGAAGCUAGGUAUGGCAUGGACAUGUAAUGCUGCCCCACUAAAAGUGCUGGGCAGUCAUGUUAGUGACACAUACUGAGUCAUUUAUACUGUCAUGCAGCCUUCCCCAACCUAAGUUCUUCCAAAUUAGUAUGACUAAUGGUCACAGAUGGGAAUUGUAUUCCAAAACUUAUUGGACCAGCAGGCACCAGAUUGGGGCUGGCUGUUUGUAAUACUUAAAUCAAUCCUACUUAAAUUUCAAGGACUCUGGGCUGUUUCAUUGUUUUUAUUUAUCUCAACAUAUAUAUCUUAUCUCUGCUAAAAUCAGACUUGAUGUGGCUUACAAAAAAAAAUCACAGAAUUCACAAACAAAAUAAAAGCAAAAUAAUAACAGCAGCAAAAACUGCGUAGUGGAAACCAUAUCAGCAACCACAAAGAAAAAACUUCAUCAGAGGCCGCACUGGGGGGAAAGCCUACCAUAAGCAAUUUGUUGUUGUUUAGUCGUUUGUUGUUUAGUCGUUUAGUCGUUGUUUAGUAGUUAGUCCAACUCUUUGUGACCCCAUGGACCAGAGCACGGCAGGCACUCCUGUCUUCCACUGCCUCCCGCAGUUUGGUCAGACUCAUGUUUGUGGCUUCGAGAACAGUGUCCAACCAUCUCGUCCUCUGUCGUCCCCUUCUCCUUGUGCCCUCAAUCUUUCCCAACAUCAGGGUCUUUUCUCUUCUCAUGAGGUGGCCAAAGUAUUGGAGCCUCAGCUUCACGAUCUGUCCUUCCAGCACUCAGGGCUGAUUUCCUUAAGAAUGGAUGCGUUUGAUCUUCUUGCAGUCCAUGGGACUCUCAAGAGUCUCCUCCAGCACCAUAAUUCAAAAGCAUCAAUUCUUCGGCAAUCAGCCUUCUUUAUGGUCCAGCUCUCACUUCCAUACAUCACUACUGGGAGAACCAUGGCUUUAACUAUACGGACCUUUGUUGGCAAGGUGAUGUCUCUGCUUUUUAAGAUGCUGUCUAGGUUUGCCAUCGCCUUUCUCCCAAGGAGCAGGCGUCUUUUAAUUUCGUGACUGCUGUCACCAUCUGCAGUGAUCAUGGAGCCCAAGAAAGUAAAAUCUCUCACUGCCUCCAUUUCUUCCCCUUCUAUUUGCCAGGAGGUGAUGGGCCCAGUGGCCAUGAUCUUCGUUUUUGAUGUUGAGCUUCAGACCAUAUUUUGCGCUCUCCUCUUUCACCCUCAUUAAAAGGUUCUUUAAUUCCUCUUCACUUUCUGCCAUCAAGGUUGUAUCAUCUGCAUAUCUGAGGUUGUUGAUAUUUCUUCCGGCAAUCUUAAUUCCGUCUUGGGAUUCAUCCAGCCCAGCCUUUCGCAUGAUGAAUUCUGCAUAUAAGUUAAAUAGAACACUCUUAAGGGUUUGUGGGCAAAGAGGCGACCAAAUGAAUGUCUGUUGAGAAGUAAUUUCAUUUUCGGCACCACAACUGAAAAGAAUAUCUUAUCUUGUGCUAAUUACUUCAGUUGGCUAAUGGACCUCAGAAUGAGAGCAGGGCUCCUUUAGCUACAUGUUGGUACUGUGUGAUAGUCCCUGGAACUGAGUUUGUUAAUGACACCCUUGCUCUAAGCCCAAUAAAACAUUCUCUUUGCUCAAAGGAUUGCUGCUAAUUGCAGCGUGACUUUGCUCAAUCCAGGUUCCUGCCCCUUCGUCUUUCAGUUGUGCAUUAGACCAGUGAGCAUGGGGAUGCAUAUUGAGGUGAAGAACAUGGAGUACUUUCUAGUUCUUCAUAUAAGCAUAGAAAACACACACUCCAAGCACCACAUUGUGGCUGGUGCUUAGGCAUCAUCAUCCCUCUUUCUCCCUCCCCACUUUAAAACAAAGUUGGGUAUGUCUGAUUAUGUGUCUCCCUCGUAACAUGUAGUUGGACCCCUUUUUCAAGGAUAAUGAAUGGAACAUCUAUGGGAACAUACAGCUGAGGUGUAUAUGCCAGUUGUAUCUUUGCCCUGGCAUAGAUGCCUUUUCCCUUGAGCAGUAGCAACUUGCAUGCUUAUAGCUUUUCUUUUUUCCUUUUCAGAGAUGGAGGUCCAUGUGCUACCAACAGCUUCUCACCUGGCAGACUGUGCUCUCUGCUCCAGAAGCCGGGGAGGCACUGGGAGAGAAGGUGAGAGCCCAAAAUGUGAAACAGGCCUAUUGUCCCGGGGAAUUUGGUCUGAGCUUCUCUCUCUCACUCUACCAAGCCUUCAAGAAAGGUUGAUCCCAUGUUCAAGGAUCUCCUAUGCACAGGCAGGGACCCUGGGCUGGCCUUGCUGACAAAAGGAAUUUUGCUCUUUGGUUUGCAGUAAGCAAAAGAUCCUGCACAGUCCCCCUCUUGCCUUACAUUUUAGGGGCUGUGUUGUCCAAACUGUGCCCCACUCUAGAGCCCCAUGGCUUUUCCUGAGGCUUUGUGCCUGGGCAGAUGACUUGUGACUCCUCGUGAACUACUUUCUGCUUUGUCACUGAAUAAACAUAUAUCUCUCUGUAAUCGGAGUUCUCUUAACACAUUUUAGCUGGGGGAAGUUUUAUGGCUCUGACGGACUUUAGAAGACAUGUGGCCAUGUCCCCAACUGCCCUUCUGUUCUUUUCCAGAUGCCUUAGCACCACCAGACUGGGUGCCAGACAGCACUUGCAGCCACUGCAUGGCUUGCCAUGUGCCUUUCACCUUUCUUCGCAGACGGCACCACUGCCGAAGUUGUGGCAAGGUAGGCGAUGGGGCUAAAUAAGGACCUCCUAGGACUUUCAUUCUAGUGGAAGCAGCAGCAGCUGCAAAAGCAUCAGGCAGACCAUGCCUGUGAACACUUUAACUAUAGCGUAUCUUGUCAUGGGCCAGGGCUUGGGCUUGGUGUCCAUAUCUUUUGGACUGCAACCUCAUAAGCCCCAGCCAGCAUGGUCCAGUGGUCAGGAAUGAGGGAAGUUGUAGUUCAAAGCAUAUAGGGGGUCCCUGGUUGGGCAAGACUGGCUUACAUGCUCCCCUGGAAAGAUGCCUUUAAAAAAAUAUUGUGAGUAAAGGUUGUGCCUGAAAGGAUGGCCUCUCCAGAUGGGAGGGAUGGGGAGAGGUUGCAAUAAUUGAACUAGCUUGCAAUCUAAGUCCCUGUUGGGACCUCUACUGGGUCAGUCAUGUUUUUUAUUGUUUCUUGGCCAAAGGAUUAGGGCAACCGCAUCUCUUUCAUGUGAAGUGGGGCUUGCAGUACCACAUGGCCCUCGGCUCUAUUUGAUGCACAAUCUUAUUUCCUCCCCAGAUCUUCUGCUCUCGCUGCUCGUCACACUUGGCACCUCUGCCCCACUUCAAGCAGCUGAAGCCAGUCCGCAUUUGUACACACUGCUACACCACCCACUUGCCUUCCACUAGCAAAAAUACCAGUUGAUUGGAGCUGCCUCAAACACCUUCUGUGCCUGUGGAAACACCAAAGACUUUGGAAGUGGCAACAGCCUGUACUGUCAGCAAAGGACUGUGGGAACAACCACACUUGUCUUAUUAGGAUGCUCCUGGGAACUUUCCAAAGGCCUUGGUGGUCAGGGCAAGAGAUGGGAACGCCAGGCUUUAAUAGCUGGGGAUUGAAUCUUUGCUGUUUAAUAUAAAUAACUCCCAGUGGGAUUCCUUGGGCUGGAGCUAGAGCUUGCUGUAGAAGAUGUUUCGGCAAGCUCUUGUAAAUGACAGUAAAAGCAUCUUUCCCCCCAUUACUCUUUCCUUAGAGUAAAUUGUGGCCUAUGGAGGGAUUGCCUGGUGCUGGUUGCCCGGCUUUUGGGAGAGCCCCAUGAUAGUCAUCAGUCCUGUGGAUUUAUUUUUGACAAAUCUCUGAGGUUGCAUUACUAGAUUUGGGUGUAUGUGCAAUAAGGGCUUUAUGGAGCCUUUCACUGGAACUGAAAGGCAGGAUCUCUAGUCCAGCAGCAACCUUGUGGAGGAUAGCCAUGACAUUUUGCCCACCAGCUUCUGAUACAGCUAAGGGCUUCAACAAUCUUCAUAUGCAAUGUAUUUUCUUGUAAAACUCUCCUGCCACACUGUUGUGUGGACGACGCUUUUGAAGCUUCUCCAGGAGAUUUAUAGCUCCUUUUUGAAACUAGGCAGAGCUGGUUCUUCUCCUGAAUACUUGAAUAAAUGCUAUCUGUUACUGUUGCCAAUUUGUCUUCUCUGGGCUAAAAAAUAAACACUUUUGCUGAAUUUAGCUGUUGGAUAUUGAGAGGCAGAAUCUGCUGCUACACUUCUUCCCUCAGGAAAAUGCAAGUACAAACUCUAAACCUUC